Eurytemora carolleeae is the source of this 7897-nucleotide messenger RNA. RefSeq lists its product as uncharacterized. The coding region runs from base 374 to 7897 and encodes 2507 amino acids. Lineage: Eukaryota; Metazoa; Arthropoda; Copepoda; Calanoida; Temoridae. The record is from RefSeq and is a predicted model, not a curated record. The transcript is spliced from 33 exons.
UUCUAUAUAAUAUAUACUUGUACUGUAUACUCAUCUUAGACUCAAGUAGUUACCUUUCCAUCAGGUUUAUAUUCUAUAUAAUAAAUACUUGUACUGUAUACAGUAUACUCAUCUUAGACUCAAGCACUUACCCUUCCAUCAGGUUACAAAAAUAUCUGUAGCUACUUCUAUAACCUAUGUUCUUGGUUGUGAUGAAGCUCAAGCUAACUCCCUCAAAAUAAAAUAUGACUGGCCAUUUAAAUCUGACACUUGUGAAGUAAAGCUUUAUGAUGGUAGUAAACAUAAAACAUAUUUUGAAGGUGGUUUAUCAGCAUGCCCUGAAGGUUGGAAAGACUAUAAGGGUGAGAAAUGCCUGAGGUUUAAAGAAGAUGAUAUGCGUGAAUGUUCGGAAGCUAACCAUCAAUGCUAUAUACACGGAGGAUCAAGCUUAGUAAUUAUAGAGGAUAGUGCUAUGUUCGAUUUCUUAAAAACUACAAUGUCGCAAGGAAAUAUGUGGGUUUACACUGCAGCAAGAAGGAAUAAGUCCAACAUGUUUUUUUGGCAAACUUAUCCAAGUUACAAGAGCCCUGACUUGACCUCUAAGAGAGGCGAAUUCCCAUGGGAUUCUAAUCAACCUAAUGAUAAUGAGAUUGAGAUUUGUGCUGCUUAUGGUGCAUGGAACUACAAAGAAUUGCAUGAUAUAUCCUGCAACACACGUGCUGGCUACGUAUGUGAGAAAAAAAGAGAUUUGGCAGGCCUUGGAGGUCAAGUGGAAGGAGAAAAAACUGAGUAUGCUGUUAAUUGUAGUAGACAAUCAUAUGGUCAUACUUUUGUAUUUUCCUCUAAAUUGUACCUGGCAGAUUUGGAUUUAACCCAAGAAUAUCUUGAUUCAUUUAGACCAAAGGCAUAUUUGAAAACUUGGAUAAGGUUUAUGAAAUUAAAUGACAAUGAUAAUGACCCUCAAGGCUCACUGACUGUCACAGGCCGGGUUGGUGAACACAAUGCCAGUAUAAUAAUAAACAAAGCCAAGAAAUCAGAAAGCUAUGCUCUUAUCAUUCCAAUUCUGGAUCUAGCUAUAUACCCAGAACAAAAUAUAUCCAUUGAAGCAGAAACAAAAAAAAAUGGUUUAAUUCUGAUAUCCCCCCCAAAGAUUAUAGUGGACCGUCCUGUCUAUAUUGGAUGCUUCUUAUCAUUCAGCAGUUCUGAUCUUAUCCCAGAGCUUAGUCAAACUUUUUCUCAUCUUGACUGUUUAGUGCUCUGCAAUAACCAAUCCAAAAGAUUUGUACUUUUACAAGAAACAGAUUGCUACUGUCACUCAGAUGAUUCAUAUUAUCAACUUUUUAAGUCUGGUUCUCUAGUUCCAUCUGCUCAAUGCAACAUCACCUGUGAAUCCCAUCCACAUAGUUACUGUGGAGGUGUGGAUAGAUAUUCUGUAUAUGUGACAGAAUGUGAGGAAGGAUUUAAAAGAUAUGAUUCAAGCUGUUUUACCUACAAGAGUGUCAUCAAAGAGUACUAUUGGCUGCACCAGGCAAAAUGCAACCAGCUAGGGGCUUCAUUAUGGGCUCCAAGAAAAGUUGGAGAUAUGGAAAUGAUACAAGAUAUUUUCAAAAUUGAGGAAGAACAUCUUGUGGGAGUUAGAAGCAAAUUCUCCAAUGAUGAAUUGGAGUUUUUUGACUUUUCAAGGGAGCCUGGCUCCUAUCCGACUUAUUACUCCUCUGGUGAAUGGAACGAUUUUGAUCAAGAAGAAGAUCCUGUUAAAGACUUUACAGUUGGUGUCAACGGUGUUUUGUUACUCUUAAACAGGAAAUUAACUGUAGACAUUAAUAGAAAAGCUAGAGGAAUUUGUGUAAAACCCAUUGAUGAAAAACAAGGAAACUUAAACUUGUUUAAAGAUGGUGGACUUAAAUACAAGAUCAUAGGAGAUGAAGUUGAGAGCAUAGAUAAAACUAAUUCUAUUUCUGAUAUAUAUCCAGGAAUACCCUUGACAAUUCAAUGCACAAAGGGUUCUCAUGAGACUUGGUUUGAAAUAUUCCUUGAUCAAAUGGUAAUGAUUGAUUCUGUUCACAUUAUUCUGAACAAUCAAAUGCUUGUUAGAAAUUUAAUUUUGGAAACCUCAUCAAAAUUAUGGAUGUCUAUCACAAAUAUUGAGUUAAGAAAUGGCGAGAAAUAUUCAAUGAAGCGGUUAUUGGACCAGCCAAUUGUAAUUAACAGAUUGAGGAUUAAAAUGGAAAAUUCAGCACCUAUUUUUGAAAUGAACUUAGAGUUAUUUGGCAAAAUGGCAUCAGAGUUGGUACCUUCUGGGUUCCUUUCUUAUGGACAACUGAAAACAAAAUAUUCUGCAUUGAAAGAUUACCAAAGGAGUAUUGAUGUACAAGGCUAUGUUUGUCCGCUGGGAGGAUUAAGAUUUACUGGAUCUUUCCUAAAUGAGAUAAAAAAUGAGGCUGCAGUGUUAAAUUUGACUUUUAUGUCAAAUUCUGCUGAAAAGUAUGAGCUGAACAUUACGGUUGGACUGACAUAUUUGAAAAUUUACUAUGAGAACUCUUCAUAUGAAGAAUAUUUCAACUCAACUGAGCUUUUUGAACAAAAACUUUUGGAUAUAUACAUCACAUGCCCUAAUGAAAAUUAUCAGGUUUACAUUAACAAUCAUCUGAAGCUUGUGACUAUUCUUACAGCAAUAAACAUUGGUUCUGUUCAUAUUAAAUCCAACUUGCUGAAUGUAACAAUGGAAGAAGUUUCGAUUUCAAAAGAAAAUCCAAUGCUUGAUAUAUGUCUAGCUGAUAUGAACUGUACAACAAGAGUGCUAAAUGAUCAUGGAAAGGUUAUAAGAAUAUAUUCAAGCAAAGAAGAGGUACAAUACCAGACUGGGGAAAUAGUGUGGGCUUGUCAUAGAACUCCUUCAUAUAAUUCAUUGUGCAACAUACAGCAUUUUAAAUGGGAGAUUAGUAAGAGAGGUGGUUUUUCGGACUUGGCAUGUCCUACUGAAGAGAAAAAUAUUGGCUUAGGUAAACAAUGUUUAAAACUGGCAACAAGUGCUUCAUCUUUCAACCAAGCAGAGGUGUCCUGUUUAAACCACUCAGGAUUUGUUCAACCCCCCGUAGAUUUCUACCAAAACUCAAUCUUAAGUGUUUAUGCCAUCGAGCAAAAUAUUGGAUCAUAUUGGAUUGGCAUAAAAAGAACAAAUGGAGUAUGGAUAAAGACUGAUGGUAGGAAACUAGAAGAUACAGAACUAAAUUUAGAAGAUAUUGAAGAAACAGGAAACUGCAUGAUUGCAGACAGUAAGAAUGGUUUUAUACCUAAAAUUGUCUCUUGUAAUGAAGAAUAUAAGUAUUUUUGUACGGUUGGACCAAACUGUCCUUCAGGAUACACCUGGGUUCCAGGUUUGGGUAGAACUUGUCUUAAAGUUGGAAAUGUAGUUGGAGGAAACAAUUUAUUUGCUGAUGUACAUUCAGGAGAGGCCUAUUGUGCAAAAGACGGAAUGAGUUUAUUUGUUCCUACAACACAAGAAGAAGUGAACAGCCUGGUAGCUUGGUUUAAAUCUCAAAUAUCACGACCUAAUCUUGAAGCUUUCCUAGGUAAUCUGAGAGGUGUCUGUCAAUACAAAGAGUGUAUUACUACUCAGUCAAUACCCUGUUCCUUCCCUUUUAAAUAUAAGGGAAGAAUGUAUGAUUCCUGCAUAACCAUUGAUAGUACUGAACCUUGGUGCAGUCUUAAAACAGACAUUGUUAGAAAUCAUAUUGAAAAUGUGAAUACCAAAGGAACCUGUUCCAGCAGCUGCAACAUACAAAAUUGUCCAGUUGGUUUCUUUAAACAUGACACAACUUGUCUCAGGAUAUCAGCACAGACAGAUCAUGAUUCAUGGAUUUCAACAGAGCAAGCUGAAGAACAAUGUAUAAAAGAAGGGGCGAGAUUGUACCAGCCAAGAGAUAUUAAAUCUUUUAAAAGCCUACUUUUAAGUGAAUUUGAACAUUUGCAACCAAAUCAAUCUCAUUUCAAGUAUAGGAAUAAAGAAUCAUUUAUUGCUCUUGGAGCAAAAACAGCAAGUACAAAUACUUCUCUGAUCGUUUAUCUUGAUAGAAGUAGAGCAUACAUGUUAGAAUCAAUAAUGAAUGCUGAAGGAAAUAGCCUAAAUUCUAAUAAUGAAGAUAAAUGCAUUAUGCUGGACAAGAAAGGAAAAUUAGCUUUGGCAAAUUGUGAAAACUACUAUGAUGGUUUAUCUGGUAACCAGGCCCAGUUAGGAUACAUUUGUGAAGCUAAUCAUUUUGUUACAAAGGGUGGUAGUGAUCCUGGUGAAGCAUGUGUGUUUCCAUUCAGAGAAUCAGUUGAUAGUCAACUUCAAACUUCUUGUGUAUAUGAUGAUGUGAAGGGACCUUGGUGUGCAACAGCAGUAGAUGAUCAAAAGGUUGUUCAGGAAAAUAAAUGGGGUCUCUGUAUGGAUGAAAGAAAAAUUGCAUACAAUGGCACUGGGUCGGGGAAAGAAUGCAUUAUUCCAUUUAUAUACAAUGGGGUUUGGAAGGAAUCCUGCCUUUAUCAAUCAAGAAAUGAAUAUUGGUGCCCAACAUUAAUUAAUCCUAACAGAACAUAUAUGGAAGGACAAGAACUGGGUUUCUGUACAGAUUAUCUUAUUUCAAAGAAUACUGAGUGUCCUGAGAGCUAUGAAAAGGUUGGAAUAACUUGUGUAAGAGUUUCUCCUAUUUCUGAAACAUUCAAGGGUGCCACUGCAAAAUGUACCUUGGAAGGGGGAAACCUCAUCUCUAUACACAAUGUAAUGUUUCACAUGGACCUUAAUCAAUACAUUCAUAAUAUCAGUUUAUCGAAGUAUUACUUUAACAUCACAACAGAUAAAAUUACGGAUUUCUGGAUCGGAGGAACUGUCAUAAAAAAUAUGUGGACUUGGGUUUCUAAUGAACAAAAUAUUACAGAGAACUGGACUAACAACACUUUGAACACUGGAUGUCUUAGCUUGCAAUGUACAGAUGAGUAUGGAUUGACUAUGAAUGUCAAAGAAGAAUAUAAAUGGAAAGCAGACCACAAGAAAAUUUCAAAACCAUAUAUUUGUGAAUCUAAAUGUAGGCCAGGGUACAGGUGGGGUCAAAGAUCAAACAAGUGUCUUAUAGCAUCAAGUAGUAGUCUACAAGGUGUGUCCAAUGUAAAAUCAAUGCUGUCUUGUGCUCUGGAGAAUUCAAGAUUAGUCAGUGUUUCUAACUGUCAAGAGGUCAAGAAUCUUACUCAAGAUAUUUGGGAGUUGUUCCCAACAGCUGACAAUGAGCAAUGGAUUGGGUAUUUUUCUGGAGAUUUUCAAUAUUAUAACAUGAGGAGAAUAAGUAAAUCUGAUGAUAACUCAGUGACAGCAAUUAACUCAAAAGGCCUUGCUCUAACGAAAUGUAACUUUGGAGCAAACAAUACUGCUGGAUAUGUUAAAAAGGGAGUCGUUACAAUAUUUUCAGAAAACUUUUCUGAACUAGAAAGUCUUAAGGGGUUUGUUUGUGAAGAAGAAAAUGAUUGGAUGUGUCCUGAUGGGUACACUUUGUUCCAAGAGGAAUGCUACAAGUUUGUAAAUAAUUCAAAUAUAUUUACCAAUGCUCUCAUGCAUUGUAUGGAUACUGGUGGACAUUUAGCUGAACCACAGCAUAUGCUCCAUGUCAACUUCAUUCAAGCUUUUAUAAACUACAAUGUAGGAGAAGACACACAUGUUUGGACAGGAUACCGAAGAAGUAUAUUCGAUAUCUCAGAAGACAAUCCAUUCACUACUUCUGAAUUCAACCAAAACCUAUUUCCAACAGAUGAACAUAUUCCCAUAGACACAGGAUACCACAGAAGUAUAUUCAAUAUCUCGGAAGAUAAUUCAUUCACUACUUCUGAAUUCAACCAAAACCUAUUUGAUGAAUACAUUCCCAUUAACUUAGGUUCAGGAAAUUGCUUGGGAAUCAAAGAAAACAUAUUUUCUUGGUUAGAUUGUUUAUCGCUUCAUCCAUACAUUUGUCAAACUCAACAAACUGCAAAUACGGAAAAAAUAAGAAAUAUUCCACAACCUACAUUAGUUCUCCCAUUAGACAACACACCCAAAGAAAAUCAAACCAACUAUUUGAUCAAUUAUUAUAAACAAAUGAUUCCACACAACAGAUUAAGCAGUUCUGCUUAUUUCCUGGGUGCAAAUGGUUCCUUUAUAGAUGUUAAAAUAGAUCAAGAAAUAAACUUAAUAUCUGGAACUACUAUUUCCAUGUGGAUGAAAGCAAAUAAAAUAUCUGAUGGUGACACAGUACUUGCUGAUUUUAGAAAGACAAAUACAACAAACAUUUUAACUAUUUUCAUAACCUCAAAAUAUCUGAAAAUCAAAAUGUGUAAAAUUUCUUGUAUAACCCAACAGACUCUCUUGAAAAUUCCAGAAGAAAUCUGGACUUUCUUGGCAAUAACUAUAAAGAGUUUUGAGGGGAAAGUGUAUAUCAAUGAAAUAUCUAAAACUAUACAAUUUUCUGAUACUGACAAGCCAAUAUGGGAAUCUAAGAAUUUCUUGACAAUUGGAUCUGAAAAAACUGGUGGAAAAAUUGGGCAAAACAAUUUCCAUGGAAAAAUGUCAUGUUUUCAGAUAUUUCCAAAAUACCUCUCUUCAGCACAGAUUCACCAUAUAAUGAAAACCUGUAAUCUAGAAAAAGAUUAUCCACAAUCAGAGCUUUGUCCCACAGGAUUCUUUCCAUUAAAAGAGUCUUGCUAUCAGUUAUCCACCAAUCCAACAAACUACUCAAUGGCUGAGCUGACCUGUUUAAAUCAGACUUCACCACUCAAACUUGCUUUUCCACAUAAUUUUCAGCUACAGGAGAUUCUCUUCAUGUUUGCGCAACAGUCCAACAUAUCUGAUAUUUGGAUUGGAUUAGACUCAACGUCAGCUGAUCCUGCUGGAAAAACAUGGAUAGAUAGUGAAGGUUCUAAAGUGGAGAAUAUUAAUUGGAUUGCUGGAGGCCCUGUAGAGAACACCAACCAUUACUGUGCUUCCAUGCAAUAUUUAGAUAAUAUGAAAGUUCGCAAUGACGAUUGUAGCAAAGACAAGCAUUUUUUCUGCUCUACUCCACAACAGCGUAUUCAAGAGUGCCCAAAAAGCUAUUUUAGAUAUAAGAACAUGUGUCUGCUCAAAGUAAAUACACCCAGAACAUUGACAGAGAGUAAACUCCACUGUUCUGGAAUUGAAAGUAUUGUAUUACCAGUAAAAAGCCAAGGAUUGUAUGAAUUUAUCAAAUUAUAUUCACAAUUUGAUGAUGGUGGCAGUAUAUUGCUUGGCAUGAAUAAAACGGAUGGUGUUAUAGAGUUUACAGAUCAUACUGAGCUUGAUGUCAGUAAAUUAGAUAAUGAUUUCUUUAUUUUUGAUGUUGAAGAGUGUGUUAUCCUGGAUAAUAAUAAUGGAUAUAAUUUAAAAGGAGUUCAGUGUAAUGAAACACAUGAAUACUAUUGUUUGUGGCAAAAACCAGCAUGUCCUGGUGGAUUUUACAGUCACUUCUCAACAUCCAAUGGUACAGCAUGUUUCUCUGUUUCUGAAGAUGUUGCUGCAUUUGGAUCAAUUCAACAAUGUAUAAAUUCUUCAUUUAUUGCAUCUCAAGCAACACUUCCAGAAUUUGAUCUGGAUUUCUUAGACAAAGUCCUAGAUGAUACUAAAUUUGUCUGGGUUAAUGGUUCUGGGAAAAAUACUUGUGUUGACAAGAAAUGUGAUACACUUACUAAAACUGGACUUUCCCUAAAGCUAACUGGUAAAGAUAAAGAACAUGCUCUCUGUGAACAUGAAUUGUGUAUAGCACAAGAUGGAUAUCAAUGCAUAUUUCCAUUUAUAUACAAGGAUGUUGAGUACUAUAAUUGCACUACUCAGGAUAUUUAUCAUCCAUGGUGUCCAACAGAUUGGCAUCAUCAUUUCACAGCACUAAGAUAUUUGCUCUAA